GUUUUAAUGACGUGAGCAGACAGACAACCAUCCAGUCAUGCAGCUGUGGUGGUGUGCAAACAUCUUCUGCAGGUUGACUGCAGCCUGGUUUCCACUGCUCCUCUCAUCGCUCCUGUGGCACAUGGUAAAUCUGACUCACAGAAGCUCUUGAAAUAUAUAGAUGUGAAUGGUUUUUGUCUAAAUCAUUGCAGCUUAAGUUCAAUGAUAAAACUGACGAGUAACUCCUGUGACAAUACUGGGAACCACUGUGCAAUGCUGUUAAUGUCAGAUAAUACAGACACCAUUCUGUGAGAUAAGAAGCAUCACAUCUUCUUUAUUCACUCUUCAGUUAACAGUUGUCCGGUCAUCUCAUCCUGUCUUACCAUUCUUCUAUCUCCACUUCUGUCUGUAGAUCUCGUCCGUACAUGCCAACCCAUCCUGUCCACAGAGCUGCAGCUGUCCAGGAGUUAGAGAGGUCCAUUGUACUUUUAGACACCUCACCACGAUACCGAAAGCUUUCCCAGAAGACACAGAGAGGCUUAACUUGGGGUAAGUCGAAGACUAUACCUAAAGAUUUUGUAAUGAACAACAAGACUGGACUGGUUUUGUCUUUAAUCAAUCUUUAUUCGUGCUGCACCAAUUCAUAACAAGUGUUACCCCAAAACGCUGAACAGAAAACGUUGGUCUGGACCAGACUUUGUUUACAAAGACCAAAUGUUAUGAUGGGAUCAGACUGGGCCCCAUCCUGUGGGAUCAGAUUCACUCCAAUCCCAAGAAACAGUGGAGAGGAAGGACUUUGUAACAGGUAGAAACCUAAAACAGAAUCAGACUGAUGUUAGGCAGUCAUCUACUGAGACUGAACUGGGUUUGGAGAGGAGAGAAGGGGAGAUGGAGAAAGAGAGAGAUGGACAGAGGAGAGAUUAAUAGAGGGAGAUGGAGAAAGGGCAAACUAUUCAGUUAAGUUUGGAGCGUGCAUAGCUGAGAUUAAAAAACAGGUUAAUGAUUGGGUACAGUAAAAGGAAAUGGGUGACAAUUCUUGGAUCCCCCUGACUGCCUGAGUCUCUAAAUUCAGUCAUGUGUGUAAAUUACACUCCAUUUUUUAACUUAAAGAAUAAAGAGCUGUGAUUGGAGCAGGGGCACUUUUGUAAGCAAGUACCAUCACUAACUUUUCCCCUGGAAAACUGGAAUGAAUCAAACAGGUCCAGGCCCAUCAAUCAAGGUAUACUGGCCUGAGACAUUUAAGGAGAGCUUUUAAGGGGCCAGCAACAAUUUAAACACCUCGAUUCUUAUAGAAAGGUAAAAAACGUUGAAGAUGUAAUGUGAGAAGCAUCAGUAUUGGCUUUAUCGAUCUUUUAAGCAGGGGUACUGGUAUAAGCUUUGAUUUUCCCAUUUGGUACACAUCUAAUACAUGUGUUUGUAAAAUUCUUGAUAUCCUUCAAACAAAGUGUGUGUUUGUCUAAAAUCAUGUUUGUUUCUAUGAACAAACAAAUCCUCCCACUGAAAGAGGCUUUUAUGAUGGAGCUGGUAAACAAAUGUUUUAUCUCCAAGGGUCAAUAUUUUUAGUAGUGAGCUAACAUUUGCUCAUUGUAAGGUAACUCAACACUAAGAGUCCACACAAAAAUAAUCUAAUUAAUAAAAUUUCAGAUUCAAAGUUUUUUUUAUCAAUUCUAACUAGUACCUUACUUAAGAUAUCUGAAUGUAUGGGAUGACUUAUCUUAAAAAGAUAGAAGGUAAUUUCAGGAUGAACAACAUAUAAAAGUCUCAGAAUAAAUUGUUUCUACACAUCUGAGGGAAAUUAUUUAUGCACACCAAACUUGGAAAGCAGAGUAGCUAGACAGCCAAGUGUUAAAUCAGCUUUAGUGUGCAAAGUAAUAUUGUUCCAACCAACUAGUACAGAGCAAAGAAGUGAAGUUGCCAGGAUCCACAGUUUAGUUCGCAGAGAGUAAACCUACACCAAACUACGUUCACAGUUCUAAUGAAAGGCUGGAUGAUAUAUUGUGAACUGGCUGUUUUAUUGACGGCAGUGGAAAACUGCAGGAUCUCCCAUAUGUAUCCAAUUGUGUAGGGAUAACUGCGCUCUGGGAAUGUUGUGAAUUAACUGGAACUCACAACCAGACCGGAGACUCUGCCAGGCAUUUUUGGGCUUAUUCAUGCUGUUGGACGGCCUAACUAACACCCAAGCACUGAAACCUAUGAAAUGCUUUCUGUCCCUGCCAAAAGAUAGCAUGCUUUUCUGGGUUAACUUUGGAUCCAGAGUUUACUCUUUUAUAAUGUAUCUGGCAAUCAGUUGCAUUUGAUUGAGGAGAGCAUAAUAGGACGGCUUUUGAUCAGGUUCUUCCUACUGUUUACGGCUGAUUCUGGUUCUGUGGAUAAAGAUCUCUCACUCAAAGGUGUUACGGUUGGUGUUGUAACUGUUAGGCAAUACUUGUUUUCCACUUAAACACAUACAGUACAUUAUUGCUAAGACAAUAGCAAACAAGAUCUGGUACAGUAACUCAUCUUCCCUUUUUCAAUCAGUUCUUGAAAGGUAAUGGCGCCAAAAACACACAUGUCAACCAGUUUAGUUUCUUCACUCCCCUAUCCCUGUUAACAGCCUUUAGCAAUUCUCCCAUCUCAGUAACUAGUCCUGAUUGUUUCCUCUAUCACAGGUACAACAGCCUGACAGAAGUGGAAGGGUCUGAAUUCAGGUCACUGCGGCGACUGGAAAUGCUCAUGCUGCACGGAAAUGACAUUAGCACAGUUCACCCUGGAGCAUUUUACAGCCUGAGAUCCCUUCAGGUAGUGUUUGUGUGUGUGUGUGUGUGUGUGGGGGGGGGGGGGGGGUAGAGUGUAUUUGCAUGUGUACCCUAAUGGAAUCUGCAUCUCCAACAUUUCUUGAUUCUGGUUAUCAGGAAGAGUUAUCCCCUCUGACUUUCUGCUUUUUCCAGCACUGUUGUUUGACAUGAUUUUAUUCCAUUUAUUUUUACAUCUCCAAAGGUAGCAUCUGCAUAAAGUCUUUUUGUCACCUCAAACAUACACUGAACAAAAAUAUUAACUUUGGUUUUUGCUCCCAAGACUUUUUCUGUGUACACAAAAGACCUGUUUUUCUCAAAUAUUGUUGACAAAUUUGUCUAAAUCUCUGUGAGUGAACGCUUCUCCUUUGCUGAGAUAAUCCAUCCACCUCACAGGUGUGGCAUAUCAAGAUGCUGAUUAGACAGCAUGAUUACUGCACAGGUGUACCUCAGACUGGCCACAAUUAAAGGCCACUCUAAGCGGUGCAGUUUUACUGUAUUGGGGGUAAACUCCUCUUCAAUGGUGGUGUGAAGUUGCUGGAUAUUGGCAGGAACUGGAACACACUGUCGUAAACACCGAUCCAGAUCGUGUUUUGGUCUUGUUUUUGAGGCCGGUUGGAUGUAUUGCCAAAUUCUCUGAAACACCUUUGGAGACAGUUUAUGGUGAAGAAAUGAACAUUCAAUCCAUGGGCAACAGCUCUGGUGGAUGUUCCUGCAGUUAGCAUGUCAAUCGCACGCCCCCCUCAAAACUUGUGAUAUUUGUGGUGCUGUGCUGUGUGAUAAAACUGCACCUUUUAGAGUGGCCUUUUAUCGUGGCCAGUCUAAGGCACACCUGUGCAAUAAUCAUGCUGUCUAAUUAGCAUCUUGAUAUGCCACACCUGUGAGGUGGAUGGAUUAUCUCAGCAAGGGAGAAGUGUUCACUAACACAGAUUAAGGCCCUGUUUAUAUAGUAAGUAAGUAAGUAAGUAAACUUUAUUUAUACAGCGCCUUUCGCAGACCAAGGUCACAAAGCGCUUUACAGUAAAAACAAGAGCAAAAACAAUACACAGUUACUAAAAACAUACAAAGCUAAAAUUUAAAAGGCUAAAACAACACUAUAGCAACCAUAGCAGCCCCAAGACAGUUACGGAAAAGCCUGAACAAAUAAAAAGGUCUUUAGUUCCCUUUUGAAGGAGUCAACAGACUCCAUCAACCGCAGAAAAGGCGGAAGAUCGUUCCAGAGCUUGGGAGCAACAGCCUGGAAGGAUCGGUCUCCUCUGGUCCGGAAAUGUGUAUGAGGCACCGUCAGAAGAUUCUGACCCACAGACCUCAGAACCCAGGCUGGGGUGUAAGGCUGGAUCUGGGGCCUCAUGUAUCAACACUUGCGUGGAACUCAUACCAGAAACGAGCGCACGCAAGGUCCGUCACGCUGAAAAAAAUCCGUAUGUAUCAAUGUGUGCGGGCGCCGAAAUCCACGUGUGUUUCCUUGAUAAAUCCCAAUCAGCGUGGAAUUGAGCGCAGAUGUCGGAGUGACUGGGCCCGUCCCCGUUACGCCCUCCUAUAAAUAUGCAGAUUUAUUUAAAUAGGGUCUCCCUGUCCUCGCACGCAGACAAAAUGACAAGAAAAACUACAUUUACGGCGUGCGAGGUGGAGGUGCUGGUGGCGGAGGUGGAGGAGCGACAGCGUAUUUUGUUUGGCAGCCUGUCCAGUGGCGUCAGUGCAAAACAAAAACGCUUGGAGUGGGAGAAAGUUUGCGAGAGGGUGAAUGCGGUGGGUUCCGAGACACGCACCCCGCGGAGAUUAAAAAAAAGUGGUCGGACCUCAAGGUGGAGGUCAAGCGGCGUACAGCUGCCCUCCGGAGGAGUACCGGCCAGACAGGUGGGGGUCCGGGGGAGGAGACCCUCACACCGUUUGAGCAGCGGGUGGUGGCGAUUAUUAUUAUAGGGUAAGUGGCGUGUCACACAAAUGUCCACAUGCUUUGUCAUCCCACUGAGCAAAAGACGUAUAUUAGACGUCUAGUCUAAGUUUAUACUUCAUUUCAACGUCGGGAUUCAGUCUAUUUUUAGACGUGAUUUAUACUUCGCCCUUAACUUCAUUUUUCAAUAACGUUUUAUGCAAUAAACAACUGUAAUGUGCAUAACUGACCUCGAAAUACUGGAUUGCAUUACCUAUGAUACUGUGGAGAGAGAUGUAAACGCAACAGAUACACAGAAGCAGGAAUUGAAAUGAACUAAUAUUUUUAUUGUGUCACAGAAAUUAAUGUGUCGGCUGUGUCGCCGGCUUGCGGAACCCCGGCCCGCGGCAGCCCGUCCGCCGGCUCGGAGUCGUCGGCCAGGACCAGCGGCAUUCGGGCCACCCCGGCCCCAGCACCAGCAUCAGCACCAGCGCGCCGACAAGCGGUGGAGCGUCCACCAGCCGCGGCGCUUCCGCUGGACCACCCGGACGCAGUGGAAGGGUCCUCGCGGAGGGGGUCCUGCAAUCGCAGGAAGAAAUCAUCAGGGGGAUCGCGGGGAUCAACGAGCGGCUGGACCGGCUCGUAAAUGUCCUCGAGCGUCUGGUGGAGAAAAUAAAUUAAUUUGGCUCAUUGAACUGUGUAUUCACUUCUUACCCAUUCACACUGUGGCGAUGAGAUUCUCCCGCGCGAGGACGGCGGCCCGGCAGGGAUCAGCUCGCAUCCCUCCGUCUGCUGCUGGUUCGUCAUGUGGGGCGACGUGCUGCCCGGCCACGGGGAUGUGGUGCACGCUUGUCACAUAGUGAGUCACCAAACACCGCCACACAGCGUCGCCAAAGUGCGAAUCACAGUCAACGCAAAUAUCCAGCUCAACGCCAAUUUCUACACCACCUCCUGACUUUGCGUUGAUUAGCGCUGGAACCAACGCUCGUUUCGCGAUGAUAAAUCUGGACGUGUGCGCCGAUUUUGGCGUACGCAAGGUUUUCUUGCGCCGCAAGCGUUGAUACAUGAGGCCCCAGGUCAUUGAUGUAAGCUGGAGCCUGACCAUGCAAGGCUCUGAAAGUUAAAACCAGAAUUUUAAAAUUUAUCCUAAAAGAAACAGGCAGCCAAUGGAGGGUUUUAAGAAUCGGGGAUAUGUGUGACCUCCUAUUGGAGCGGGUCAGAAUUCUCGCUGCAGAGUUUUGUACUAACUGCAGGCGAGAUAGCUCCUUUUUGUUCAUACAGGAAAACAGACUAUUACAAUAGUCUAAUCGUGAAGACACAAAUGCAUGAAUAAUCAGUUCCAACUCAUUAUGUGACACCAUUUUUCUAAGUUUGGAGAUGUUCCUAAGUUGAAAAAAGCAAUUUUUGGUCAGCUGAUUACAGUGUUGCAUUAAUGACAUGUCUUUGUCGAAAACAACACCCAGGUUUCUUAGGCUCGGUUUAACAGACCGGCCCAAGUCGCCUAGGUACUGACUAAUCCCUGGAAUGGAGUCAUCAGGGGCAAUAAUCAGUGUUUCUGUUUUGUCCACAUUUAGCUGCAAGGUGUUAUCACUAAGCCAACCGGUUAUUUUAAAAAACUGAGACAUUAACCAUCGUUUGCACCCUUCGAUUUUGGAAAACUCUGUUUGCAUGUUUAAGAAAAAACAGAGAAAAACUGAGCUGAUGGCAGAUUGUGCGCAGGAAAGAAGGAAGUGAUGUUGUUGUUGCUGCUAUUGGCUAAUGUGGGCUUGAGCUUCUCACUACACUGUCACCCACGUGUUUGAUAUGCUCUUGAUGGCAUAUAUAAAUGGGCUAGUGUAAACAACAACUUUUCUGAAAACGCAGUGGUGUGCACGCAGUUUUCUUUUUAAACGGAGAGGAUAAAAUGUCUGUUUAUGAAAAUAGCCGGGCAUAUGUAAAUUUGACAAAUUUGUCAACAAUAUUUGAGAGGAGUAGGUCUUUUGUGUACAUAGAAAAAGUCUUAGAUCUUUGAGUUAAGCUCAUGAAAAAUGGGAGCAAAAACAAGUGUUGUGUUUAUAUUUGUGUUCAGUAUAAGUGAGGGAGGGAGUAUAUGAAAGGUCCUUGAAGUGAUUAAACAGACAGAGAAAGACUGGUUCAGGGGCAAACUGAUUCAUGAAUUUUUCACUUGAUCUGAACUUUUUUUCAUUUGCAUACACCUGACAAAAAAAGACAAUUUUGCGUAAACACGUAUUUGACUAAUUGGAAACAGAUGCUACCUUGGUAAUCUGUAUGAAAAGCCAAAGAUUCUCUUGUGUAUCUGAGAAAUAUGCUGCAUAUAUUCUCAUCUGCAGUUUGUGUCAAUCCCUUUCUCCCUCUUUUUUGUCUUUUAUAUACGCCAUCACCUGUUACUAAAUCAAAGCUGCAGCAAGUUGCAAACAUUAGCAUUGGUAGGAGUUCACUGCUGUAAUACAUGGUAUCAACAUUUGUGACUCUUUCUAGGUAAUACAUGACAAACAAGACAGAGAAAAUCACUGUUUUCUGAGUAAAACUGAUCAACACUGUCUGGCUAACAGCUGUUUCAGAUCAACUGUGUAUUGGUUGCUUGACAUCACGUUUCACUUAACAGGCCAUACAGGGCUGGUUUGAGGUUUUACUUUUGGAAAAGGAUCUUAUUAACUUGAACAAUAGUCCUUAAAUGACAUUGCAAACCACAGUGUGAAAGAGGACAACAAGGAAGGCAGCGAGGAUGACAAAAGGAAAUACUGAUUGGAUCCAUCACCUGGUGUUAUCUGUUUUAAAAAUGUUUUCCCUAAAGCCCACAUGAAUGAUGGUUAUGCUUUAUAAACCUCUUGUGGGGCUGCCAGGGUGUUGUCCACACUGCAGAGGGCGAGUCUGAUCAGAUAACAAUGUUAUUACAUCAAACACUGGAGUGUAAUUUACACACCAGAAUGACUGAAUUUAGAGACUCAGGCAGUGAGGGAGAUCCAAGAAGAAAUAUCACCCAUUGCCUAAUCCUGUACUCAGUCACUAGCCUGGCAUACCCAUGGCCUGACUACAGGCAAAACAUGUCAAGUUGGGCCAAAAUUAGUCCAUCAUAACUUUCAUUUGCAUUGGUAAUAUGCAUAUGAUCCCUACAAACACCUAAAGAAAUCAUAAAUGAAGAAAAAAAUAUAUAAAUAAAUAAUACUUGAUUUACAAAGAUCCUCAUUUAUGGUGCAGUGGUAAGGUGACCAGACGUCCCCAAUUUUCAGGGACAGUCCCCGAAUUGGAUGACCUGUCCCCGGCAAAAACUGUCCCUGAAAAUGUCCCCAAUUUAAGCGUUUCAUGAAUGAGAACAAAAAUGUUGCCUGAAGGCUAGAACAAUGGUUAUUAUAGUGGCCAAAUGGGUAGGAAGCACAAGUAAGCAGUCCUGAAAAACAGUUUGUACGGGGGUUAUUACAAGGGGCAUACGCUGCUACUAAACAGUACUGAGAUGUUGUCUGUGAUCCCCCCCCCGGCUGCUGCCGCUGCCACCACCGCCACACCGAUUUUUCCCAGAUAUCAUUACAGAAAUCUGGUCACCUUAUGCAGUGGUAUUUUUCCAAGUGGGCUGACAAAGUUGGGGCUGUUUCUUAAUUAGACUUCACAGGAAGUUAUAAUAACUUUAUGAAAAUAUGAACAUUCAAUCAAUCAAUCAAUCAAUCAAUGGAUUAACCAGUCAUGCUUUAUUCAUGCUGCCAGGACCACAGAAAAGGAGCUUCCAGAGAAGCUUCCUGAGCUGGGACUGCCUCAGUGGCAUUAGCGGUGUCUCUUUAUUUAAAACACCAUGUCUUCUUGUUAGAUGAUAUAGCUUUAAUAUUCAUUACAAGUGUUUCUUCAUUUUCUUUCCUCCAGAUCCUAAAGUUAAGUUACAACAAGAUAACAUCAGUGACCCCCAGUCUUUUUGAGGGUCUUGUUGGUUUGAUCCGUCUCCAUCUGGACCACAACCUCAUUGAGUUUGUAGAGCCGUUCUCCUUCGCUGGCCUGACUUCCUUAAAACUCCUGCAGCUGGAGGGAAACCUUCUUCAGGAUAUCCACCCCCAUACCUUCAUAACACUGUCACUGCUGGGAACAUUUUGGACCUCCGGACUCAAGUGAGACCAUUAUUCAUCCGUCUGCUUGUCUUUUAUUCUGACAAUUAUGCUGAGUAUCUAAUUUCUAAUAAACCAGUAGAAACUGUUCGAGGACAUGGUAUUAUUUAAAGUAAUGGUACUGAGACCGAGCUGAAUUUGCUGUCCUUAACAUGUGUGAAGACUGUGGUUGUGUUUCUGCACAGUAUAUUCAAGGAUGGACCAUGUUUCCCUGAUAUAAUCCUCUCUCCCCAGACAUUUGCAUCUAUCAGACAAUCUCAUGGAACAGCUCCCUGCUGCAGCUCUGAAGACAGCUCCAAGGCUAGAACUUCUCACACUUCAUGGGAAUCCCUGGACCUGUGACUGUCAACUCCAGUGGUUGGUAGAAUGGAGCUCCUCGCAUGACAGUAAGGAGAUUUUAAAAAAAAAGAGGAGGAGGAUGAUGACCAUAUGAGAUAAAUAUAGUUAGAGUUGUGUGGCACUUAAUUUGAAAUAGGUUUAAACGGAAGGAAACAAGUAGAAGCCAAAUCCACCAGACUGUGGUGUCAGCAUAGAGGGUUUUAUGUUUUAGGUCUGGGGUAUAUUUGAUCCAUAUUUUCAAUGUUGUACUACCUGUUCAUUAUUAUUCAGCACCUAAAUAAUAUUAAUAAUAUUUAUAGCCUGUACUUUAUGGCAUGAACCUCCACUGAACUCAGAGUCAUGAAUAAACUGCAUUUCAUUAUUGCCUUUUCUCUAAUACUUAGUAUCUCAGAUUUUAUUUCUCACUCUUGUCUAUCAUUCUCCUAACUUUUUUCCUUUUCCAUCAGCCUGUCUUCAAAUACUGGACUCAAAAUUGUGAACAUUUAGGUCACAUACAGUGGGGCAGAAAAGUAUUUGGCAGCCACCAUUCUGCAAGUUGUCCCACUUAAAAGAUGAUGUUCAUCAUAGGUACACUUCAACUGUGAGAGACACAAUAUAAAAAAAAAUCCAAGAUAUCACAAUGUAUGAUUUUUUAAAGAAUUUAUUUGUAUAAUGGAGCAGAAAAUAAGAAUUUGAUCAAUAACAAAAGGUCACCUUAAUACUUAUAUAUAAUAUAUAUAUAUAAUAUAACCCUGGUUGGCAAUGAUGGAGGUCAAAUGUUUCCUGUAGGUCUUCACCAGGUUUGCACACACUGUAGCUGGUAUUUUGGCUCAUUCUUCGUGUAGAUCUUCUCAAGAGAUGAUGGUUUGGGGCUGUCUCUGGGCAACCCAGACUUUCAACUCCCUCCACAAAUUCUCUAUUGGAUUGAGGUCUGGAGACUGGCUAGGCCACUCCAGAACCUUGAAACGCUUUUUACAUAACCACUCCUUUGUUGCCCAGGUGGUGUGUUUGGGAUCACUGUCAUGCUGGAGGAUCCAGCCACGUUUCAUUCUCCAUGCUCUCACUAAUGGAAAGCAGUGUUUACCCAAAAUCUCACAAUCCAUGGCCCCAUUCAUUCUUGUCUUAUUAUGGAUCAGUUGUCCUGUCCCCUUUGCAGAAAAGCAGCCCCAAAGCAUAAUGUUUCCACCCCAUGCUUCACAGUGGGUAUGGUGUUCUUGGGAUGCAACUCAGCAUUCUCCCCCCUCCAAACACGGCAAGUGGCAUUUAUACCAAAGAGUUCCAUUUCGGUGUCAUCUGACCACAUGAUGUUCUCCCAAUCCUCUGAAUCAUCCAGAUGGACUCUGGCAAACUUUAGACGGGCCUGGACAUGUGCUGGCUUGAGCAGGGGGACCUUUCAGGCACUGCAGGAUUUUAAUUCAUGAUGACAUAGUGUGUAACUAAUAGUAAUCUUUGUUACUGUGGUCCCAGCUCUCUUCAGGUCAUUGACCAGUUCCUCCCAUGUAGUUCUGGGCUGUUUCCUCACCAUUCUCAAGAUCAGUUGGUCCCUAUGAGGUGAGAUCUUGCAUGGAGCCCCAGGUAGAGGGAGACUGUCAGUGAUCUUGUAUUUGUUCCAUUUUCUAAUAAUUGCUCCAACAGGUGAUCUCUUCUCACCAAACUGAUUGCCUAUUGUAGAUUGGCUCAUCUCAGUCUUGAUCAGGUGUACAAUCUUGUCCCUGGUGUCCUUAGACAGCUCUUUGGUCUUGGCCAUAGUGGAGAGGUUGCAGUCCGUCUGUUUAAGGGUGUGAACAGGUGUCUUUUAUACAGAUAAUGAGUUCAAACUGGUGCCAUUAUUACAGAUAAAAAAUGGAGUAUAGAAGAGCUUCUUGAAGCUGAAGAAGUAACAGGUCUGUGAGGCCCAGAAUUCUUGAUUGUUUGUAGGUGCUAAAUACAUAUUUUCUGCACCAUCAUACAAAUAAAUUCUUUAAAAAUCAUACAAUGUGAUUUCCUGGAUUUUUUUUACAUUGUGUCUCUCACAGUUGAAGUGUACCUACAAAAUCCAAUUCCAUCUAAGUUGGGAAAUUGUGAUAAACGUAAAUAAAAACAGAAUACAAUGAUUUGCAAAUUCUUUUCAACCUAUAUUGAAUUAAAUACACUAAAAAGACAAGAUAUUUAAUGAUCAAACUCAUAAACUUUUUUGUUUUUGCAAAAAAUAAUUAACUCUUGAUUUGUUAAUUUGUUAAUUUGAUGGCAGCAACACAUGACAAAGAAGUGGGGAAAGUUGGUAAAAAAUACUGAGAAAUUUGAGGAAUGCUCAUCAAACAUCUAUUUGGCACAUCCCACAGGUGAGCAGGCUAAUUGGGAACAGGUAGGUGCCAUGAUUGGGUAUAAAAGCAGCUUCCCCAAAAAUUCUCAGUCAUUCACAAGCAAGGAUGGGGCGAGGUUUACCACUUUGUGAACAACUGCGUGAGCAAAUAGCCGAACAGUUUAAGAACAACGUUUCUCAAAGUACAAUUGCAAUUAAUUUAGGGAUUUCAACAUCUACAGUCCAUAAUAUCAUCAAAAGGUUCAGAGAAUCUGGAGAAAUUACCGCACGUAAGCGGCACGGCUGGAAACCAACAUUGAAUGUCCGUGACCUUUGAUCCCUCAGGCGGCACUGUAUCAAAAACCAACAUCAAUGUGUAAAGGAUAUCACCGCAUGGGCUCAGGAACACUUCAGAAAACCACUGUCAGUAAAUACAGUUCGUCGCUACAUCUGUAAGUUCAAGUUAAAACUCUACUAUGCAAAGCGAAAACCAAUUAUCAACAACAUCCAGAAACGCUGCCGGUUUCUCUGGGCCCGAGCUCAUCUAAGAUGGACUGAUGCAAAGUGGAAAAGUGUUCUGUGGUCUGACGAGUCCACAUUUCAAAUUGUUUUUGGAAAUAGUGGACGUUGUGUCCUCCGGGCUAAAGAGGAAAAGAACCAUCCAGACUGUUAUCGACGUAAAGUUCAAAAGCCAGCAUCUGUGAUGGUAUGGGGGUGCAUUAGUGCCCGAGGCAUGGGUAACUUACACAUCUGUGAAGGCAACAUUAAUGCUGAAAGGUACAUACAGGUUUUAGAGUAACGUAUGCUGCCAUCCAAGCAACGUCUUUUUCAUGGACUCCCCUGCUUAUUUCAGCAAGACAAUGCCAAGCCACAUUCUGCACGUGUUACAACAGCGUGGCUUCAUAGUAAAAGAGUGCGGCUACUUGACUGGCCUGUCUGCAGUCCAGACCUGUCUCCCAUUGAAAAUGUGAGGCGCAUUAUGAAGCGUAAAAUAUGACAACAGAGACCCCGGUCUGUUGAACAACUUAAGCUGGACAACAAGCAAGAAUGGGAAAGAAUUCCACCUUCAAAGCUUCAACAAUUAGUCUCCUCAGUUCCCAAGCGUUUAUUGAGUGUUGUUAAAAGGAAAGGUGAUGUAACACAGUGGUAAACAUGCCCCUGUCCCAACUACUUUGGCACGUGUUGCAGCCAUGAAAUUCUGAGUUAAUUAUUUUUUGCAAAAAAAAAAAAAAAAAGUUUAUGAGUUUGAACAUUAAAUAUCUUGCCUUUGUAGUGUAUUUAAUUGAAUAUAGGUUGAAAAGGAUUUGCAAAUCAUUGUAUUCUGUUUUUAUUUACGUUUUUUUUUUUAAGUGCAGAACUUGCAGAAUUGGUGGCUGCCAAAUACCUUUUUGCCCCACUGUAUGCAUCAAAAUUUGCUAUCUGUGACCUCAAAAUAUAUUAGAAGCAUCUGUGUCUGUACAACUAAUUGUUGUGGUGCAGUGCUUUUUCUAUUUCCCAAUAAAAUAUCAUCUAAUACAGUGAUGGGCGUCACAUUAGUUGUCACUGUGGACAACCAUUUUUAGAUGGUGCUCAUAAACUCAUACUGGUGCUUUCUGAUGUUGAAGAGCUCCACUGCUACCAAAGACAAACGUACAUUUGGAGUCCUGACAUAUAACCCUCUUACCUCCUUUCCUUAAACUUCCACCUUUCCCAGUUGCUCCUCUGAAUGCAUCCAUUCCACUUUCUCCUCUCACCUUCACUUCACUAAAACUGAAUUCUCCUCUUUCUCUUAGGUGUUAUAAAGUGCAAGAAGGAUCGUGGCUCCAGUGAGAUUUGUCCUCAGUGCUCUUCUCCUCCACCCCUUAAUGGGACUCUGUUACUUGGGUUGUCACCACAGAAGCUUACCUGUGUACCUCCAGCUCUUCACUCUCCUCUCAAACAGUGGGACAGUCCUUUGUGGGCUGAAUCUGAAGCAGAGCCAGACCUACCAUAUACCCGGGACUUUGAAAAGCCUUUAGGGCAUCUAACCUUUGUUCUGUCAGACAGCAAUGCAAACAGUGCUCAUCUGGCAUGUGACGUUCGUCACCCUGGAGUCAGCUCACCUAUUACUUAUACAACGAAUCCACUUACACCUGGGGAAUUAACUUUUAAUGUGUCUCUAGUGACUGCCCUCGAAUGUGAGAUUGAUAGAGAGACACUGCAAAAUCUCUGGCAAUUGGUUGCAUACUACUAUGAAAGCCCGGCCAUUUUGGAGAGAGGACAACAGAGAGGAAAUGCAAGCAGAGUUACUUAUCAAUAUUCUCAAGCAGUCAAUGAAAAUUCUCCAUACUUCACAGAUUUGAAAGGAUAUUUAGUAGCAGAGCCAUCAUGGCUGCUUCAACCAAGAGUCACCUUGAGGCUCAACAGACAGCACACAACAACCAAGAAACUGGUCAUGGAUUUCACAACUGUAAUAAAAAAGCACAUGAACAUAUACGAAGGGACGGACAACGCCGAUAACAGUGCCCUGUCCUGGGCUCUAAUUCGCAGAAGGACAGCAGGGCGGGUCCAGACGGCUCUUUCUGGGUCAAAGGUUCAGCUGGAGUGCCAGGUUGUCUCUUCAGAUCCAGAGAUCAAAAUUGAGUGGAUGCUCCCUGAUUUGUCUUUUGCUGAAGAAAUAAUGGAUAAAAUUGAAAUUUCUGAAAGAGGAGAGCUUGUAAUUUUCAAUGCCACUCUGUCUGACUCAGGUCUCUAUCACUGCAUGGUCAGAACCAAAACUGGGGUGGACUUGAUGCCAUUAAGGCUCACCAUAAAAGAGCGCUCACUUGGACCCACUGCUUUCAAUGGUCAGAAAAUUAUAGUACAAAAAGGACAGUCUUUUUCUCUCCACUGUGAUGUUACCACAGUUCAGCCCAGUCAAACAAUGUGGUACCUUCCCAAAAACCAAAUUCUCCUCCCCACACAACAGACUAGAAGGGCACAAGUGAUGGAAAAUGGGACUUUAGUGGUAAAAAAGUUGACUCAAGAAGAUGCUGGUGAAUACAGCUGUCUAUCCUCAAAUCUCUAUGGAGCGGACAUGAUAUCACACAUGGUGGAAGUUACUGGAAAAAAGGUUUCUGAUCGGUUUCAAGAGCAGCAAAUCUUGUCCUUCAAUGUGGAGGCAGGAGAGGGUUCAGGGGGAGAUUACCAGGAAAUAGUUGGCCCUUUUGCUACCCAGUUCCCAAGGACACCAGUAACACUGACAAGACAUCCUCAUGAUUUUUCAAAAAGAGCAAGAACUAAAGACUUGGGAGGAAAACCCAAUACAUCUGUGAAAGAAGUGGAAAGGGGUCAGUGGGCAGAGAAACUCCCUAAAAGUAGAACUAAACCGAGUUUUUCUCUGCCCACAGAGCAGUCUCUACCAGAACCAGACACUGUUUCCUCCCAUAGGGAUACAUCCAAACCCUCAGCUGUCUCUACAGUUGCUUAUGGUCAAAAUAACUUGGCCCCUACUACAACCCCUUCUGCUAUAAGGACAGAGCAAACAAAUAUCCCCAUAAACACAAAAGCCCUGAAUUACAUCUAUUCUACAGUAAAGACAAUCUCAGAAAGUCAGUCACAGGUUUCACAGCAGCCAUCUACAGAAUCAACACCACACAUUGCUGAUAAUAAUCCAGAACAAACUGAGACAGUCAUAGAACAGUUUGGUGUUGAAAAUCGUCACUCUAUUGAACAGUCAGAAAACAAGAACAUAGGAGACGGGAGAAGGAAUUACAACCUCACUCCUAGUCAGUCAAAAAGGAGACGACCGCCUUACAGACGCAGGAAACCACAAAUGAGGAGGGUCCACCCCUUCUAUAAUUCAUCCAAUAAACCCCACAGAACUGUUUCCACAACCACCACCACCACAACCACACAAACAACAACCACACCAACAACAACAACCACCACCCCGACAACAGCACCCACAACUACCGAUGUCAUUACUUCUACUAUGAGUUCUUCUACCACAUCAUCCAUGGAGGAGGAAUAUGGAACCUCAUCAGAAGAAGAUCAGACGGAAGGGGAUGAAGAUGAAAACUCAUACAACUACGAACACAGUGAUGGUUUGGAUUUUCACAGUGAAACCUCUCAUACCAGGACUGAAUUUAUUCCAAGACUCACCACAUUUUCACCAGAACAAGAUGCACACGGAGGGAGAUCCCCAAGUAAACAUAAUUCUGAGACAAAAAUGCAAAUUGAAGAAAAGGACAGAGACUCAAAAAUUCACACAGGAGACAGAGAGGUAAUAACUGCAACGAGAGAGCAGAAUAGCAGGAUAGACUCUGAGUGCAUAGAGGACACCAGAACAACUGAGGGGAGUAAGGUUUCUCAGAGUAACAACACCCCAGUUAGAUCAAGGUUAUCAACACAAAAUAAAUCAAGACCAAACGGCACACCAUUACAGGAACAAGAUACACUAGCUCAAACAAGUAUUACAUCUUCUAAGGUUAGGACCUCGGAUUCAAGAACAGAGGAGGAAAUCAUCAAGGGAGAGGACAGAAAGAUUUCCAAACCAGAAGCAAAGAAAGAUGUCCACAGUUUUCCAGUACAGGAGCCUGUUCAUCCCUGGCUUCAUGAACGCAAUCAGGGCAAGAGUCAAAUAACUACAUCUGGAUCGACACAUGCAAACCAAGACAGACAUAGACAAAGACAAGGUGAAGUGAACUCAGACAGGCAGCGUCCAAGUGUCCCCCCGACCACCCACCAUCGACAGCAUCCUUACUACCCCCUCUACCCUUCCUGGUCGGGCCAAAGACCAUUCACUCAUACUCGGCAAGGUAAAAGAUCACUCUGUAUCACACACACACACACACACACACACACACACACACACACACACACACACACACACACACACACACACACACACACACACACACACACACACACACACACAAAUAUAAUCUUUGAUCUAUAUAACACAAGACAGGGAAACUACUUCCUUCAAUAAAUGUCCAGUCACCAUGCAGCGUCACAACGGUCAAUAGAUCAUGUAGAGAGUUUGAGAUUUAAUAGGCUGAAAAACCUUGGCCUUCUAGAAAUUAUAUCUGUUAAUGUUCUUGAGGAACAGUUUGAAUCCAAAGCUUAGUAAGGACUAAACAUGAUUUCAGGGCUGAUGUUUGGUUAAAGUAUGGCUAAAGCUGAGCUUUUGACUGAAUUUGAACCACCUUUAGAUGAGCUAUUCACAUUCAUAAUAUCAAGAUGUGACAAACCUAUAACUUUCUUUGGAUUUUGACAACUUAUUCAUGCGAGCCCUUAAAGGAGGACAAAAAGGAUCUUCUGGCCUGCAUUUUUGUGAAGUCGUUUUACAGUGGUGGUUUGAACAGGGUCUACAAAUAGACCUGGUUUAGGUCUACAGAUAGACCAUAUUGAUAUGAAAGCAUAAAUAUGGCGUUCUUGCUGUCAUCAACAAGGUCUUCAGACAUCAAAUUAGCAGUCAUUAUAGAAAAAAAAGAUACAAUGCCAGCUACAGAAACCAGCAGUGGGUUUAAUCUGGACUGAACACAGAGCCAAUGUAACUUGCCCUUGUUAUUGCAAUCGUUAUUAGACGAUACAGCUUCUGAAAACUUUUUGAGCCCAUUCCCAAUAGACCUGUAGAAAUGGUCUUAAUCCCAGAGCAUUUCAAGUGGUCUGAGGACUAGAGACAGAGCGAUAUAAACACAGUCCAUUUGCUGUGUACUAUUAACCAUUUCAUCGGUCUGCACUCCUGCUGCAUCAGAAAGGAUCCUCACAGUCCAAAGUCCUUUGAAAUAGGUAUAGUAUAGGUGGGGUAAGGUUUGGAUACUUCCUCUGUUGUUGCCUGUACAACAACCUCAGUGUAUGCUCCUGCAGAUGGGAAUGGGCUCUGGCAGACAAGUUGUCUGCAACUGACGCAUGCUCCCCACCUCGGCACUGUCGGGUGUAUAAAUCCAUAUAGUAUGAGCAGAGCCAACAUCUUGGGUUGGUUAAAUCCUCCACAGUGUUGGAUGAAGGAUGAUUUAGCAGAUGACAUGUCGCUUCUCUACAUGCUCACCAUGUGUUUUUAUUCAAGAGUAAACCAACACAAAGAACCAGGCCCAUAUGCACAUUUUUGAAGGUGAGUGACGAAUUAUUUGGGAUAUCAUGACCCAGGUUAGGUAAAACUUAACAAGCAGAAGGAGCCUCUGCAUUCAGUUAUUAUGGAGCAUAAUAAAUAUUUUAAUUUAACACCAGCAAUGUGUAUAAAGGAAAAGUUUUUGCUUGAAAUAAAUUAAAGAAAUAGUUUCAAACUAUAUAUAUAUUUUUCUCUGCUUCUUGCUCCAGUAAAGUUUGCAAAACAUAAAUAUAUGUUUACAGUAUAUGUUUACAGUAAAUAUAAAUAUAUUAUACAGUAAUACAGUAUAUACACGCACACAAACACACACACACACACACACACACACACACACACACACACACACACACACACAUAUAUAUAUAUACGCAUAUAUGUGUAUAUAUAUAUACAUACAUACAUAUAUAUGUAGUAAUGUUUGUAGUGUCAUGCACCAAAACAAGCUCAAACUUGUGUGCGUUUGAACAUGAUUUGACCCCGCUCAAACAGCAGGUUGAUUGACAAAUUGUUCCUUAUAUCUAGUGCCUGUACCCACACACCGACCCUGGCCACAGCCCCACCCCUGGAUUAAAGACUUCAUUGUCACCAAUCGGCCAGAAAUCUCAGCUGAAACAGUGAAACCCACACCUACCAUCGCUGGAACAACAGGAAACUCCAACCUCAAAAUCUUUCAUUCCCCCCAGUCAAACCAUCAACAUCAUCUUCAUCGUCAUCAUCAAAAUCAUCAUGUAGACAGCAGGACCCAAACCAGAGACCAAGUCUUUCUAUUAAAGUUGAGGAACAGAUAUAGGCAGGUAUGACCAAGGUUAACUGUAUUUUAUUAAAACACAAAGCUCAUCUCCUGUGGUUGCUAUGGGGUGUGUUAAGUGUAGCAGAUUCACUGCUCACAUAACUGACUUACAGGUGAGAGAGCAGCAGGUGAAUGAUGGGUACUAGAUUACCUAGAGUGACUAAUGUUCUCUAUGAGGAAAAUCAAACCACCAACAUGUAGUCUGAAAGUUAAAAAAAAAACAAAACACAGUCCUGAUGAAAUUCUGAGUUUUUCAGUGACAGCUUAAUAUAUCUUUCCUUGAUAUUCACAAAACUGUACUCACUAAAAUCUGUUUCCAGGUAAACUCAUUAGUACUUCUAGAUCUGGUCAUUUUGAUUGGUUGAUUUUUCUUCAGGCACAGCUUGAUCGCAUUGCUCAGCUAGGAAGGAUGGUGACACCCAAACCCCGUUCAAGCUACCUCAAUUCUCCAUCGUUCAUCACACCAAAGACCAACCAUCUCUCUCCACAUAGAGUCUAUAUCCCCAAACCAGCAGCCACGGCUUCUACCUCUUAUACCCAGAGCCUUCUGAGGCCAGCUAAACCUUCAUCAUCAUCCUUCUCUGGUUUCAUCCAGACCCCUCGUCCUUACAAUCCCACAACCCCUGGGUUGCCGUAUGAAGGUCGGUGGCCUGUUGGUGGUAAGUGCACUGUUGGGAAGAGAUGGAAACUCAAGCGAUGUACUUUAGAUUCAUCAUUCCCAGUUUUUAUGUGAAAUUAUGUUCCAGGGCGAAUCAGCUCCCGUCGGCCCACGGCUGCACCUCCUUUUCCAUGGGUGGUGGGAGCUAAAGGUGAUGGGGUAAAGGCCCAGAUUACUACUGUAGCCAAAGCAAGUGUGUCAGUACUGGCAGAGAGCGAUGUGCUCCUACCCUGCAAAGCAACAGGGAACCCCGAGCCCAACAUUGCAUGGACUAAAGUCUCCACGGGUAAGAGGCCGAGAAAACAGCAAUAAAGAAAAAUGGACAAAGUAUGAAAAGCUGAUCAAUUAGAUCUUCAGAAGGACAAAUGACUCAGCUCUGCUAUUUUUUGUUAACUAAUCUAAAUGUCCCCACAAUGGCUCUUCUAGUUCAGUUUUUUAUAUGACCAGAUGUUAUUACCAGAAUAUCUGAGAGAUGAAUUUAAGACACAGCAGAAUAACAGUCCAGAUUCAGAAUUUGAACCUUUAUCCUUUCUGUUCCCUUUCAGGUGCCACCAUCCCAGCCAACACCAAACAUGGGGCUCGUUUUGAAGUCCUGAAGGAUGGCUCUUUCCUCAUUAGAAAUAUUCAGCUGCAGGACAGAGGCCAGUAUCUGUGUACGGCCCACAACAGGUUUGGAUCAGAUCGAAUGGUCAUCACCUUAGCUGUCCAGACUGAGGCACCAAAGAUCCAGCCCCAGAGGUCAACACAGAUGGCUGUAUAUUUAGGUAAAGGUGUGUCUCUGGACUGCCUUGCUUCAGGAAAACCACCUCCCAUAAUUGCCUGGAUUCUACCAGACAAGUCAUUUGUACGUGAGACCGGGACUGUUCACACUCUUCUCUCUCCGAUGUCUCUGCUACAAAAUGGAACCCUGCAGAUUCAUUCUUCCAAUUUUUCAAGCAAAGGGGACUACAAAUGUAUUGCCAGCAAUGCAGCAGGUGCUGAGACCAUAACGUAUCAUCUUCAUGUGGCAGCACUGCCUCCAACUAUCAGCGAAGGAGGAACAGAUUCUGUGACAAUUCAGUCAGGUAAAACACAGAUAUCCAAAAUCUCAUCAAAAUAAAAUCAAACAUUUGUACCAACAAUCUGGGUCCUUAUUUUACAGGAAGGAGUGUGUAUGUCCACUGCUCUGUCAAGGGUGAGCCAGUGCCUGCUCUGAAAUGGAUGCUUCCAACAGGUGUUGAAGUUAAACCAUCACAGUUUCUUGGGCGACGCUGUUUUGUCUUCCCCAAUGGGACACUGUUUAUAAAGAACAUUUCACCAACUGAUGCCGGGAGGUAUUUCCAAGUCUUUCUGUUUCUAUGACUUUGAUUUUCUGUCAGUGCAGUGGGCGACCUAGUUGAAAAUCUAUGAUGACUGUAUAAGAAGUAAUGUUUUUGGUCUAAGUUGAUUCACCUAGCUGAAUAGGAACAAAUUCCAUACAUCAAAAAUAAGCUGAUCAAAAAAUGAGAGGAACAUAGCCCUGCAUUUUAACAUCACUUUGUCUGUGAAGGGUACAAAGUGAGGAGGGGAUAUUUUAUGUGGGUACAUGAAAAUAUCAAAACUUUGUAAAGUCUGAUUUAUCACCAUAAGUGACAUGUGGUUACAUAUGAGUAUGUGAGUAAGUUACAUAUGACCAAGUGUUUAUAUUUUGCGUCAUCUGUCUCAGCUCCAGUGUCACAAUGACGCAAACACAAAUGUCCAAAAUAUGAGUAUACUGUAUGCAGGGCUAUACAAACAUUGUCCAUUUACCAUUCAGUGAGGGUGAAGAACUUUUCUCCAUAAACAAGGUCAGGCAGUGGCGGUUCUAGACCAAAUUACUCCCCGGGCGAGCACCCCUCCAAUGCCCCCCCCCCCCCCCACACACACACACACACACACACACACACACUCACAAACACAAAAAGAGAAAAUUUUGAACAGAUAGUUUUGUAUUACUAUGUAGUAUUAUUAUUAUCAUAACAAAAAAAAUAAUAUAUUUCUCAAUUGCAGAAAUCCAUUUUGGGCCAUUUUGAGAAGGGCCCCCAGAUCCUGAGGUUCUCUGACGUGUUAAGGUUUACAAAACAGCUGCUAUCUCGGCCUCUGUAGUAGAUAGAAACAAAAUUCAAAAAGUAUUGGAGAGCUUAAACAUGUGGCUUUCAAGAAAGCUCUCUUUUAGUUUUGCGAACCUUCAUCACAUCUUUGAAAAAGAACAAACAAACUCAAAUGAAAUAAGGCGGCUGUAUAAAUAAAAGUAAAGGCUCUGCACUGGAGAAUGACAAAUAAUUUGCUUUCUGUAAAACAAGUGGCAGUCAUGAUAAAGUGUCCAUUCAAUAGAAAUGUAAAUAUAGAAAAUAAGGUGUUGAAAGGGUAAACAGCUGCCCCAGUAUAGUGCCAGUACAAAAGCAGAACUAAAAACUAAAAAAUGAAUAAAUAAAUACGUGGCUGACAGUGUGUUCAUCUCUGUUCUCACCCAAAGUCAUGCAACACUCUGAUAGUGUGAGCCAAAGCACUCCAUAUGAAGAGGUUGUUCACACUGCUGGAUGUUUCUCCUCUGAAGCUGCUCUCUGUCUCGGUCAUUGUUUACUUUACUCAUUAAGCUCAUCAAGCACGUAGCAAGAUCCGAGCAUGAACCCGAGCGCUUUAUUCGCCUAUCAAAGGCAGACGGGUACGGUGAUUUCAUUCACCACGACUCCAGAAAUGAUUAAAAAACUACAAAAUGACGUAUCCGCGCUCCCGCUGAUAUGCUGACAUGCGUACACAGAGCAGAGCUGUCCCCCCGCGACUCUCUCCCCGCCUCGUCUCCUACAGUCUGUCAGCCUCUGUGCAGCACCUUCGGAGCAAGCAGGGGCGCCUACAGCAACGGGGGGGGGGCGCCAAUUUGACAACAAGAGUUAAUACAAAACCGCUUUGCGGUUAAGAUUUUUUAUUAUUAUCUUUUAUUUUAUUUUUUUGGAAGUGCUCGUGCCGCCCCCCAUGAGUCAUGACACAAAUGCCGCCCCGGGCGGCUGCCCUGUUCGCCCGUGCCUAGAACCGCUACUGAGGUCAGGUAUAGGAGAUGGUGGUAAUUAUAACCAAGCAGCCAAAGAGCUGGGUAAGACCAGUGUAUCUGAACAGCAGAGUGGCAUCUUUGGAGCAACAAACACACAGACUGAUGUGGGGAACCAGAUAAAGGAGAGCAGAAAACAAGAGAAAGCAAAAAGGGGAAAACUGUUGAUCUUAGGGCAGCGUGAUCAUAAAAUAACCCAUACAAAGAACACUAUAAAUAAAUGUCAAUAAAGGUUAUUCAAGUCAAGCAGAAGUAAUGCGUGAACACCAAAGUUUUAGUCGUUAUAAACUUGUCUUUCUAUUGAAUAUUGCUGUCAUCCCUCCACAGGUAUGAAUGUAUAGCUUCAAAUGCUGUGGGUAUUUCUAAAAGAACCAUCCAGGUGGAGGUGAAGACAAGUUCCCCUUCCUUCCUUGAGCCUCCUCGUCCACUUCCUGUCCCACACCUCCAACACCAUGGCGCUCCAUCACGCCAACAUGCUGUCACAGCUAUGUAUGGCUCUGCGGUCUAUCUCCACUGUCCAGAGUCAACCAGUUCCACAAAAGGGACAGUCUGGCAGCUCCCUUCCAGGACCAUCAUGGAACAUCGAUUCAGGCAACUUACUUUACCUCAUUUCAUAAAUCAGUGCAAUGCUCACAAGAUCACAAAUAUGCUGAAAGGUUUUCACAUGCUGGACUGACUGCCUUGAUUUCAGUAUAUUCUCUGUCCCCUGUCUACCUGCAGUCCAGAGAGACCCAUCAAAGUUUUCCGCAAUGGAACACUAAGGAUUCUCCAGCUGACAGAGUUAGAUGGUGGAAAUUAUCUGUGUGUCUUUCAGCGGCCAAAUGGAGAAGACAUGGAGCUCUUCCAUGUAUGAACAGCAUAGAUCACUUACAUGAUUCACUUAUUUUUUUUUCUGCCAACCCGUUUCCAUUAGCCUGCAGCACUCACCCAUCCAUACCUGACAGAAGUGUUUUUGCUCUAUCAGGUGGAGGUGAUAAUGACCCCUCCUAGAAUCGAACAGGUGAGGACUGCGCAGACCAGUGUCACUUAUGGAGACAAAUUCCAGGUAACUUUGGGCGACAUCACAGUGCUUUCUCAAAAUCAGAUAUGGGUUCAGACAUUGUGCUUUUCAUGAUCACUUCUGCUGGUAAAUUUUGUUUGUUUUGGGCAAGUGUCUUGAGUUUAAAUGAAUGUGCAAAUUUAGUCUGAGAGAUUGGGGGCAUCAUUCACAGAAGGACUGGCAAUUACUGACCAUUUUUGGUCUACUUAAGAAAGUAGAAUAAGUUGUAUGUAAGGGAUAAUGUACUGUGAGUAGGUCCAGAAUCUACAUAGGGUGAGACAGGAUCCUGGUGGGACAUGGAAGGGUGUUCUGCACCCCAUAGGUAUUCUAAAUUCAGUUAUACAUUAUCCAACCUUACACCUGGCUAAAGAUACAACACAUUAAAAUAAUUUCAAGAUGGUUUGGUUGAUUGAAGAAUGAUCUAUUUAUGCAGCUGAACUGUGUUGUGGUUUCUUUUCUUAUACUGGUCAACAUCUCUGUCACUCAGAACUAAUUUUUCUUCCACUGCUCCUUGUUCUGCUACUUUCUGUCCUUUUAAGGUGGACUGCGUUGCAACUGGCCUUCCUGAUCCAGAUGUGUCGUGGAGUCUUCCAGAUGGGACUUUAACAAACAACGCACUUCAAUCAGAUGACAGCGGUCUUCGCAACCAACGCUAUGUUAUUUUUGGCAAUGGGACUUUACUUCUUCAGCAAAUGGGCAAAAAAGAUGAGGGCGACUAUACUUGCUAUGCCCAAAACAAACUGGGAAAGGAUGAAAGAAAAGUGAGUGUCAAAGUGGGGCCCAGUGCUCCGAGAAUUAGAUUCAAACUACCAUCCUUGCUGAAGGUUAAGUUAGGAGAAUCAGCCGAGCUGAGCUGCCAGGCAACAGGAGAACCUGCACCAAGGAUUGCGUGGAUCUCACCCAGCAGUGGUGUUAUAUCACUGCCAUCGGACAAAUUUCAGAUCAUGGAUAAUGGGAUGCUAGUUGUAAAAAAAGUAUCACUGGCUGAUGAAGGUAAAUACUCUUGUGUGGCACGAAAUAUGGCAGGGGAUGAUGUUAAAAACAUGAAGCUUGAAGUAGAAGCACAGGAACCCUUCAUCAAUGGGAAAACAGGGAGGACCACCACAAAGGUUUUGGCAGUUUCUUAUCAAACAGUGCUUUUGGACUGCACAGUGGAAGGGAAACCCAAACCAAGAGUCUGGUGGGUUUCUCCUCAUGGUCACUCACUCCCAACACCUUACCUGGGAGGUCGCUUCCAAGUCCACUUGAACGGAAGCUUGGAGCUGAGAGGAGUGAGAAAAACGGAUGAAGGGAGAUACACAUGUCUGGCUAAGAACAAUCACGGUGAAGCCUCACUUUUAGUUGAAUUAGACGUCAUACCACUAGCUGAGAAACCAAGUUUUGCUGUUCCUAAUAUUGAAAUCUUACCAUUAAAACAAGAUGGUGCUCUGAUCCUAAACUGCCCUGCUCGUGGCAAGCCUAAGCCUGAGUUUGCCUGGGUUCUGCCCAAUGGGACAAUUUUAAUGCCCGGUGAUAGACUUCAGCGUUUCACACAUCACCUGGGAAAUGGAUCUCUACAUAUAUCUCAAGCAACUACGAGCGACAAAGGAGUGUACCGGUGUCUUGCCAAAAAUGUGGCAGGGCAAGUCGAAAAACGAUAUGCACUGGAAACAGGCAGGAAGCCAGUGAUCAAAGGAUUUACAGGUAUGUUUCUGGAUCUAAAACUGUGUCAUACAAAUGUCUCAGGGUUAGUCAAACCAAAAAAUACAUUGUUUUGAGACUAAAGAGAGCUUGUUUGAUCUUCCAAAACAAUUAUUUGGAUGUCACCAUUAGUUAGAAGGUCCCGGAAAAGGUCUAAUUUCAUCAAGCGCCACAAACACAACAAAGUUUGUUACAUGUUUGUCCUGAUUCAUAUUUAGCUUCAGAUUUUGCUGCCAGCCUUCCUGUUAUGUAAAGUGCACAUUCAAACUGCACUGAUCAAACUUGUUGAAAGUACCUUGAUAUUGAGUAAGAAUGAAGUCAGUCCAUUUUACCACCUCGGGUGAAUUGGUCCUGAACUCUUUGGUAAUCAGUCUUUAAUUCAGGCAGGCACAUUCUGAGCAGGUUUUAGAGCUGCAGGACAUCUGACUCUGAGUCCGUUCCUGCGUUGAGUGUCAUUCAGUGUACAGGGGGUCACCAGAACUGACCCCGGCCUGAUCACCUGCUGGUCAGAUAAAGUUGAACCUGAAUGACACCUACAUUUUUUAGCAGAUGGUUUGAUAUUUAAUUGUGAUGGACCAAAAAACUGUUAAGCAGAAGUGGUGAAAUUUGCCUUCACAAUGAAGAACCUGGUGAGGGUCUCAGGGCUGGAGUCUGUCAGAAAAGUGAUCAUUUAUAAUUACCGCUGAAGUCUUUAUUCUCCAGUGUGAGGGAGUUUUCAAAGGAAACACCAAGUGCUUUAUUUUCGUGCCACGCCGGCGGCGUGGUGUGAGUCAGGUCCGCCGCGGUGACAAGGCAUGCCCAAGCACAUUUUAGUAUUUUGGUGAGCGGCGCAGCCCGAUGUAAGUAUACCUCCUCCCUAACUCAGCUCCUCCCAGCGGCAUAAGUCGUAGAGAGGGCGUGGAAUGGGUUUAACACAGCUGAGACCGGUUUUCGCCGAUCAGAACAGCUCCUCUCCUCACCGUUAAAUCCGCCACCAGUGAGGCAUAUUACAAUUUUCGUGAAGUAGUCAAAGAGAUCAAGCGAUGUCUGAAGACAGUAAUGCCACACUAUGGCAACAAAAGGCACCCCCUCAACAAGUGUCACUGUAAGCGCUGCAGAGGGCAUCCUGCACACUCUCUCAUAUGAGCACAGAUGGAUUUUGUGUGUGUAAUGUUGGACCAACUGGUAAGACUAACAUCCUUUUCCACAAAUAAAGACAAUCACAUAAAGUUGCACAUAUUCAAACCUCACGUGACAAAGGUGGGUUGUGCGCACAGAUCACAUCAUAAAUUCCAAAAAUGGCAUUAAAAUCGGAAUCAGCUGGCCUGGCUCUUUCUUUCAUUGAUUUGGCAUAUGAAAUAAAUUUGACUCACGCAACUGAAUAUUAUAAUAUCCGUAUGUCGGCUUAAAGUAAAAAACUCAUCUGAGCACUGAAAUAAAUCAUCUGUUCAGUUGCCACAGCAGCAGGACAGGGAGAAGACAUGGAGACAUGUCCAGGACAGGAGGAGCUGCGCGAGAAAUAAGAGGAAGAGGAAGAAAGAAAAGGAGGGAGAUGAAUUAAAUAUCUUGUUCACUUCAUCAUGUGUGUUUAUUUACUAGAUAUUUAAUUUAAUUUAAUGCGGUUUCAGCUGUGUUGAUUCGGUCAGGUUGUGUGUCCAAACGCAUUCCAAACACGCUCAUCAGAUCAGAUCAGAAUAUAUCUAUAUAGAUCUAAAUGUAUGUGCUGACUCAGAUUAUUAGUUGUUGAUGAUUACUUAUUACACUGAAAUGUGCCUGACACUGUGGAAACCUGAAUCAGUGACGUAUGCGCACUACGGCGCCGGUCUACCAAAAUACCACUAGACCAGCUAUGUUCCGCCUGUGCUCAAAGCUGACCAGGUUUGAAUCGGCGAGCUUUCAGCGCACUUUCUAUGCCGGCGGUGGGGACGAAAUUGUCACUGCACCAGCUGAUUCUGUCGACACCUCCCCCUUCCCGCGCCACCACACUCAGCUUGGUGGACCUCGGUGCGCCUCAGUCCAUGAAAAUACCAAACUGGCUGUACGCCGGGCUCUGCCAGACGAAAAUACCACUGCGCGGGGUCCGCCACCCUCCGCUGCGUCGCCCGUGGGCACGAAAAUAGAGCCCCAACACUCAUCACAACUCGUACAUCCUGAUUUGACUUGUACAGCGUGAGUAAGAAGGUUGUGUCUGACAGCUAGACUGUUAUGUCAGCAUCAGUCAUUCACUAAUCCCCCAUAGAGUGUGAGUUCACUUUGUAUCUUAAAUCCUGGAAAUAACUUUCAAACUGAAUGUAUUGACAGUUUUGUCUGUAUUUCUCAGGGGGAAUGAAGAUCAACUAUGGCUUAACUCUUCACUUGCCCUGCACUGUGGAUGGCUGGCCGCAGGCAUCAAUCACAUGGAGCCUACCUAAUGGACUUGUUUUGGAAAAACCUCAAACCAUGGGCCGGGUAACUUUCCUCUCCAAUGGAACCCUUCAGCUCAGGCAGGUGUCUACCUUUGACAAGGGAACAUAUGUAUGUCGAGCCUCAAACUCUUUUGGUUCAUCAACACUAUCCUACCCAGUCACAGUGAUGGUUUUCCCGCCACACAUCACCAACACCCUAACCUCAAUCACAAGAGUCAGCAGAGGAUCACCCGUGACUUUACAGUGUGUUGCCACUGGUAUUCCUAAGCCUGAUAUUUCAUGGACAUUACCUGGACGCACAACCCUUGUUCCACAUAACAGGUUCACAGUCCAGGGAGGGAUUCACAUGACAGAGGAGGGCAGCCUGGUCAUACAAAACCCUGGUCUCAUGAACUCUGGCAUUUACAAAUGCAACGCCAAAAGCGCACUUGGAACAGACUUCAAAUCAACAUACCUACAAGUGAUCUGA
Xyrichtys novacula (pearly razorfish) is the source of this 27425-nucleotide messenger RNA. The record is from the annotation of a GenBank genome assembly. NCBI's taxonomy places the organism in Eukaryota, Metazoa, Chordata, Actinopteri, Labriformes, Labridae.